AUGCGGUCGGGGAUUCAGAAACCCGGUGCAAUUCCGUUCUUCGCGCUCAUCCUCUUCUCGAUACUCAGCCUGGUGCCGUCUCUAGCUAAAGAGUGGGGGUUCUAUAAUCUGCAGAUCGGAUAUCGAGCUUAUAGUCGCAGUGAGGAUUGGCGUAUAUCUCCCCCGAGUAAAAGAUGGCGCGAUCGAAGUCCGACCGAGGGCAAGCUCGACCGGAGCUGUAUGCAAGCCGUGGCUUGCUGGGGCUCCUUUCAAUCCUGUCCCGAUCGCAAAGGACGUCCGCGACGGGGUGCAUUGGAUGCGCCAUCUCUCAGCGCAUUCGAGGCGGCCUCUGUCUUCGACAGCGAACCCCUUACACAAACGGCGACCCGGUCGUCGAGUCUCACGAGAGGCGUGCACGCUUUCAAAACAUUCUUCAUCAAACAAUUCGACGAAUACCAGAUCUUACAACCAUUCUCACCUGGGAGCGCGCCGUCCGUGCCGACAUCCACUUCACGUCCCGUUACACCAGUUAAUUCGUCCGCCGCGCCAGCCUCCUUCCUCAGCGAGGAGCCCCAACGCUGGUCUCGUAUCAUCAAUCAGACAACAUCAACCUCGAAGCACAUUCUGGAAAGUUCUCGGAUACGAUUCCUCUCGGGUUGUCACGACGCAUGGCAGCAGGCCUGUCUUGUGGCUACGGGUUUCCUGAAAAGCUUUCCGUCGACGUUAGGUACUCAGCCCCUUUCCUCCAAUUCCACGGAGUCGAGAUUUCCGCUGCAAUUGCCUGGCCAGGAGCCGGUGCGGAAGUCGGUCCCGGAACCCCUUCCUGCGGAUGCACUCGCUGCGCCAACAAAACCGAUCACUCAAGCUGCCCCGGCUGCGGGUCAGUCCGAGAUAGCAGCGGUCGACGACAGCCCUAAGAAAAUGCGCGGUAGCUGUAUGGCUAUUGUGAUAGGCCUGGUUGUCGGGGUAAUGUGGUUCUAG
This is a messenger RNA of Aspergillus novofumigatus IBT 16806, 960 nucleotides long. RefSeq lists its product as uncharacterized. The record is from RefSeq and is a predicted model, not a curated record. Bases 1 to 960 code for a protein of 319 amino acids. NCBI's taxonomy places the organism in Eukaryota, Fungi, Ascomycota, Eurotiomycetes, Eurotiales, Aspergillaceae. The transcript has 2 exons.